AUGAAACUCCCUUUCCUCUCUCUGACCUUGCUGGUCCUCCAGCUCGCAGGACGAGUCACCGCCACAAGACUGUCGCCAGCGAGUAAAGCCUUACAUGCAAGCACUCCUGCAGGCCAGGAGUGUUAUGGAGACGAGUACACGGCGACGCCUGCGACGUCGCCAGAUGCCUCGCACACCCUCUAUGAAGGCCAUUCAGACGUCAUGAACGCGAUUGAAGGCACUACGAAGAACCAAGAUGGUCAGGGGAGCACUUCCCACGGGGCCGAACAGCCCACCGAAAAGAAGGAGAGCGCGCUGAUGGACGUUGCCAGGCUGAAGAGCCUAGAGAGUGAAGGUCACCCAUCAGUCAUUGACAUCAAGAAUCUCAUAGAGCUGGCCCAGCUUGCAGUCCCGGUCUUCAACGGCAAGCCUGACAAGUUGAAAAGGUUCAGACACAACAAUCACAUCUCGAGGACGUCAUUGGUCACGGUGCACGAGGUCCUAGCCCUCGCACAGGCAGAAAAGGUUGCCAAGUAUAUCCAAAACAGACGCGGUCCGCCGCUAGCCACAGGGGGAGGUACUCCGCAGCAGCAAAAGAUCGAGCCCGUCAACGUCACCCAGCUUUCGAUCAAGUACUCAAGGACGCCGCUCUUCAUUUCGUUCCCAGAAAGCGAAGACGUGUCCAAGUAG
Acaromyces ingoldii is the source of this 669-nucleotide messenger RNA. RefSeq lists its product as hypothetical. Lineage: Eukaryota; Fungi; Basidiomycota; Exobasidiomycetes; Exobasidiales; Cryptobasidiaceae. The transcript is spliced from 6 exons. The coding region runs from base 1 to 669 and encodes 222 amino acids. The record is from RefSeq and is a predicted model, not a curated record.